CAGGUGAAGAAAGGAGCAGUCUCAGCCUUUUCUGAAGGUCUGGGGGCAACCUUUGGUGCAUAAAAAAAUAAUUGAUUUAUCAAGCUCAUGUCGAGGGUACUUUGAAGAACAAGAUAGCGGAUGACGUUGAUGGAAAGAAAUGGAGGUGGACGGAAGGAUGCCAGAAGACGGGUGUAGUGUGAGGUGCUGCGGUUUACAAUACUGUAUAGCUGGAGGCUAAACAUGGCAGUGAGGAGAAGUUUUGCCCUCACGUCCUGGUAUACUUGGUGGCAGAAAGGAUGAGGUGCAGCCUUUGCAAACAGUCAACAGUCUCAUGGCCGAGUUCUUUCCCUUGGAGCAACUUGAUUAAUCUGCUGUAAAACUUCUCCAGCUCAGACUCUUGGAUCUCCCUGAAAAAGUCAUUAAAAGUCGGGCACCCGCUCUCUUCAGGACAGUUUUGGACAAAUGCUGAGACUCAAACGACUUUGUGUGUAUUUUCUGGGUGGUGAAAGAGGAUAGUUCCACUUUAGAAGACAAUAAAAACACACACCGGCACGCCUUUGCCUUGCUUUGAGUUGUCUGCGACUGUGCUGACUGCUUAUCAUCCACAUCUCAGGAUUCAGGCUGCAUGAGAUGGAAAACGGCACACCCGGGACACUUGACGACGUCAAGGCGCUGUGGGAGAACGUGGAGUGCAAACGCUAUGAAAUUUGCCGCAUCAUCUCUCCGGCCAAGCUCACGCCGUACCUUCGCCAGUGCAAAGUGCUGGACGAGCAGGAUGAAGACGAGAUUCUCAACUCCCUGCUGCUGGUCUCCAAAGCUAAUCGCACAAGUCGUCUUCUGGACAUCCUACACUCGCAGGGGGAGCGGGGCUACGUGGUUUUUCUGGAGAGCUUGGAAUUUUACUACCCGGAACUCUACAAACAGGUCACGGGGAAGAACCCCACACGUCGCUUCUCCACCAUCGUAGUGGAGGAGGGUCACGAAGGUCUGACUCAGUUUCUAAUGAAUGAGGUGAUGAAGCUGCAGCAGCAGUCGAAGGAGAAGACCCUGCAGCACGUGGAGCUCAGCAGGAAGAACUGCACCCUGGAGGAUGAGCAGAAGAAGCUACGACUUGUGAACCAGGAACUUCAGACCUUGCAACAAAGGUACAACAAGACGAAAGAGGAGAGAAACACCUACAGUGACGAGCUGCUGAGAGUCAAGGAUGAGAACUACAAACUGGCCAUGAGGUACGCUGCGCUCAGCGAAGAGAAGAACAUGGCAGUGAUGAGGAGCAGAGACCUGCAGCUGGAGAUUGAUCAGCUAAAGCACCGGCUAAACAAGAUGGAGGAAGAGUGCAAGAUGGAGCGCAAGCAAAGUCUCAAGCUGAAGAACGACAUCGAGAAUCGGCCCAAGAGGGAGCAGAUCUUUGAGCUCGAGCGGGAGAACGAGAUACUCAAGAUCAAGAUACAGGAGCUCCAGUCCAUCAUCCAGCCCGGACCUGUGUACGCAUCGGACAAAGACAUCCUCGACAUUUUGGAACACGACAGACAGGAAGCGCUCGAAGACAGACAAGACCUGGUCAACCACCUCUACAACCUCCACGAGGAAGUCAGACAAGCAGAGGAACUACGAGACAAGUACCUGGAGGAAAAAGAGGAUCUGGAGCUCAAGUGCUCCACACUACAGAAAGACUGUCAGAUGUACCGCAACCGCAUGGACACCAUCACCAUGCAGCUAAAGGAAGUGGAAAAAGAAAGAGACCAGGCCUUCCGGGGCAGAGACGAGGCCCAGCACCAGUUCUCGCAGAGUCUGAUUGACAAGGACAAGUAUCGCAAACAGAUUCGAGAGUUGGAGGAGAAGAGCGACGAGCUCCACAUCGAGAUGGUGCGGAAAGAAGCCAGGCUGGGCACGCUGGAGUCUCGCCUAAGACGCCUCUCCAAGGACAUCGCCUUGGAUCAGAGCCUGCCAAGGGACUUACCCCCAACUGUCUUCUGCCAAGGGGAUCUUAAACCUGCUCAGGGCCAGUCGGAAUGGUCCAGUGAUGAGUCACCAGAGGAGAGGAUUUUACCUGAGGAGUCCCGCCUCAGACGGCGACCCAAUCUCAAAGCAAACAGAACCAAGUCUCCCAGCUGGGUACCCAAAGAGCAUCCAGUUAACACGGAGGCUUCUCAUCCUGCGGCCAACGGCAGAGAUCUUCUUGUGAUCAUACCAAAUGUGCAUGCCCACACCAGCUCCCUCCCUCCUUCACCCAGUCUGCCCGCCGUGUCCCCCACGUAUUCCCCCAGCUUGCCUCCCGCCCUCACCUCGUCCUCCUCGCCCCUCCAUCAUCACUCCAUGGCAGAGCAGGCCAACAGGCCAACCAUGCUGCGUUACCGUAACGACAGCAUCCUAUCCACGAAGCCUGAGCCCCCCGAGAAGGCAUCUCUGUACCGCAGGGAGAGGGAGAAAGAGAACGACUUCCAGCCCCGCAGCCUCUCGGACUUUGACAGCGACACCAUGGAAAUGGAAUUUGAUGAAGUGCAGCGUGGCCCACCUUCUGUCCACUCAUCGUCCUCAUCCCAUCAGUCAGAAGGCAUGGACACUUACGACAUGGAGCAAGUCAACAGCAUCUUGAGGAAACUUUCCCUGGAGAGGCCAUUUCGUCCGUCUCUGUCCUCUCUGUCUGGUACCAACCCCACCCUGAAGCCAGUUCAGGAGUUUACGUUGCUUGGCGACAACCUGCUGAAGGACAUCACUCUUGUCGGCGGCAACAAAACUGGCAUUUUCAUCUCAUCCGUCCAGCCGGGCUCCUUGGCUGAGAAGACCGGGUUACGAGAGGGUCACCACCUUUUGUUGCUUGAAGGGCGCGUACGAGGGGAGAACCAGAGCAUUUCAUUGGAAAUCAGCACCCAGGAGGAAGCCCACUGGAUACUGCAACACUGCUCUGGACCAAUCAGGCUUCACUAUCGUGCCAACUUUGACUCGUAUCGUCGUCUCCAGAGGGACCUUGCAGAAGGCACGCGGUUUUCUGGCGACUCCUUCUACAUACGGGUGAACCUGAACAUCUGCAGCCAGUCGGACAGCUGCUCUCUCAGUGUGGGAUGUGAUGAGGUGAUGCAUGUUCUGGACACAAGGCACCAGGGCCUAUGUGAGUGGCUGUGCACCCGCGUGGACCCCUACAGCGGCUGCGACCUGCAAGACAGUGGGACUCUGCCUUGCAAUUCACGGGCCCAGCAGCUGCUCUUAGUCAAGAUUCAGAAGCUGAUGUGUCGAGGGGGGAAAGAAGAGAAUGAAAUGCAGCGGAACAUGAGGAGUAAUUUGCAGCCAGAGGAAGCCGUCCCCUCUACUGACCCCAAAGCCAGCCCACGCAUGUCGAGAGCCAGCAUCUUCCUCUCACAGAUCCUGCAGUUUGUCAGCAGGACAGAUAAUAAAUACAAGCGGCUGAACAGCAACGAGCGUGUGAGGAUCGUAACUCCGGGCGGCACAACACUCCCCAGACAAGGCUUAGACGCUCUCAAACCUGAAGACACCACGGAUCCAGACGGGGAUAUGAGCAGGAGUUUGAACCUGACCCCUUACAGUCACGUCGCCCCCCAGCGCACUCAAAGGAGAAGACCAGUCCUCUUCACCCCCUCUGCUUUAGCCAAAACACUUUCACAGAAAUUAGUCAGCAUGGGUGGCGUCUUGGAUUUCAGCAUCUGCAAACCAGACGUUUUAACCAAAGACGAGUUUCAGCAGAAACAGAGCGUGGAUUCCUGCGCUUACUUCAAAGAAAAACGUGCCUCUUUUGAGUGCAUUACCAGAGAGAACAUAGAGGCCAUCACCGCAAAGGGAAAACACUGUCUGCUGGAGGCAGAACUUAGCUGUGUCAAAAAUCUUUUGAGGAGGGAAAUUUACCCAAUCAUCAUCCAUGUGAAGAUCUGUGAAAGAAAUGUCAAGAAGCUGCGGAAGUUACCACUGCGGGUGGAGUCAGAGGAUGAGUUUCUGAGGUCGUGCAGGGCAAAAGAGAAGGAGCUCGAGGGCAUUCCCUGCCUCUACGCCAGCCUGGAGCCGGACACCUGGGCAGGGACAGACGACCUUGUCAGGGUUGUCAAGGAGAGGAUAUUUGAGGAGCAGAAGAAGACUGUCUGGGUGGAGCAGGACCUCCUGUAGACACUUUUUACCCUGCUCCCUCUGGACGGUACAAAAUAUGUAAUUGAACCACAAUUGACAAGACGUUUACAUGCAAUGUAUAUAAUGCUAAAACAAUAAAUCCAUCAUAUGUUUUCUACAUUUGUAUGUUU
This is a messenger RNA of Dunckerocampus dactyliophorus (ringed pipefish), 4226 nucleotides long. RefSeq names its product caspase recruitment domain family, member 11 (gene card11). Gene Ontology annotation, biological process: regulation of apoptotic process. The record is from RefSeq and is a predicted model, not a curated record. Gene Ontology annotation, molecular function: protein binding. The coding region runs from base 613 to 4095 and encodes 1160 amino acids. NCBI's taxonomy places the organism in Eukaryota, Metazoa, Chordata, Actinopteri, Syngnathiformes, Syngnathidae. The transcript is spliced from 26 exons.